AUGCCAAAGAUUCUCUCACGGUUGACCAAGUGGUUUGGCUUGGAGGUGGUGCACGUUAUCGUUAUUCGCUGCUCGCGUCGUGGGGACCUCCGCUUUCUCCAGUCGACCUUUCCUCCAGAUCAUCCUACGGAAGUGACGUUGAUGCUCGAAGAAGAGGAGACAAAAGCAAUGAAGGAAGCUACUUUCUGUUACAACUAG
This is a messenger RNA of Penicillium cinerascens, 198 nucleotides long. RefSeq lists its product as uncharacterized. NCBI's taxonomy places the organism in Eukaryota, Fungi, Ascomycota, Eurotiomycetes, Eurotiales, Aspergillaceae. The transcript has 2 exons. The coding region runs from base 1 to 198 and encodes 65 amino acids. The record is from RefSeq and is a predicted model, not a curated record.